Messenger RNA from Rosa chinensis, 1832 nucleotides. Its product is annotated as probable fatty acyl-CoA reductase 5. Bases 59 to 1558 code for a protein of 499 amino acids. The record is from RefSeq and is a predicted model, not a curated record. Gene Ontology annotation, molecular function: alcohol-forming very long-chain fatty acyl-CoA reductase (NADP+) activity. Gene Ontology annotation, cellular component: intracellular membrane-bounded organelle. Lineage: Eukaryota; Viridiplantae; Streptophyta; Magnoliopsida; Rosales; Rosaceae. The transcript is spliced from 10 exons. Gene Ontology annotation, biological process: long-chain fatty-acyl-CoA metabolic process; suberin biosynthetic process.
CUCACUUCCCUUCAUCUAGCACUCUGAAUUUUUGUUACUUUACUCUUUACUCUUUGCAAUGGAGUUGGAGAGCAUUCGAGGAUGUUUGGAGAACAAGACCAUCUUAGUUACUGGAGCCACUGGCUUGCUAGGAAUGGUUUUUGUGGAGAAAAUACUGAGAGUUCAGCCAAAUAUGAAAAAGCUAUACCUCCUCAUUAGAGCUUCUGAUGCCAAAUCUGCCACACAUCGCAUGCACAAUGAGAUCACAAGGAAAGAGCUGUUCAGAAAUUUAAGGAAGAAAUGGGGUGCAAAUUUUGACUCCUUCAUAUUAGAAAAAGUUGUUGCUCUUCCAGGAGACAUAACAUAUACAAGUCUACUAGGAGCAAACGAAAUCAGACUAAGGGACCAACUGUGCAAUGAGAUACAAAUCAUCCUUAACUCUGCAGCCACCCUCAAUUUUGAUGAGAGGUAUGAUGUUGCUCUGGACGUUAAUACAUUUGGAGUUUUGAAUGUGCUGAGCUUUGCAAAAAUGUGUUUAAGGCUAGAGAUACUUGUCCACAUAUCUACUGCUUAUGUAUGUGGUGAAAAGGCUGGGCUCAUAGUCGAGGAUUUCUCUUUAAUGGAUGAGCUAGUAAAGAGAAGCACUAAAUCCGACCUUGCAAUAGUGGAAAAAACCGUAGCAGACAAGAUAUUGAAAGAACUCAAAGCACAAGAUACUUCUGAAAAAUUCAUUACAAAGAGGAUGAAGGACUUGGGCACUACAAGGGCUAAGUUGUAUGGCUGGCCAAAUACGUAUGUGUUUACAAAAGCAAUGGCAGAAGUAUAUCUAGAACACUCGAAAGGUAGUGUACCGAUUACCAUUAUACGUCCAACUGUUGUUACUAGCACUUAUAAGGAGCCAUUUCCAGGAUGGAUUCAAGGUCUCAGAACCGUUGAUAGUGUAAUUAGUGGAUACUGGAGAGGGAACUUGACAUGCCUACCAAUGGAUCCUACCUCAGUGUUAGAUAUGAUUCCAGUUGACAUGCUAGUAAAUUCAAUAAUUACAGCAAUCGUAAUGAAUGGUAAUAAAUCUUCUGGAAUCAUCUACCAUGUGGGGACCUCAUUAAGAAACCCUAUAAAUAUGUCCGAGAUGAUGAAUUUUUUGUUCCAAUACUGCACCACAAAUCCACUGCUUCAUAAGGAUGGAAGCCCUAUCAAGAUUGACAGGCUGAAAAUGUUCAAGACUAUGGACACUUUUCGCUUCUACAUGCAAAUUCGCUUCAUGCUACCAUUAGAGGUAGUGAAGCUCCUAAAUAAAGAAUUUGACCAGUAUUUCAGAGAUGUGUACGUUAGCCAUAAUCGGAAGCUCACAUCGGUGAUGCGGUUAGCUGAGCUAUAUGAACCCUAUUUGCUAUUCAAGGCAAUCUUUGACGACACCAAUUCGGAGGAGUUGAGAAGGAUGGCAAGUAAGAAAUACACAGAUGCCGAAAUUUUCAAUUUUGAUCCAAAAUGCAUUAAUUGGGAAGACUACGUUAUGCGUACUCACAUCCCUGGCCUCUGGAAAAACGUUAUGACCAAGAAGAGUCACAGCCGGCUUUGAGGUUUACUAUAUAAUUUUUCUCAAAUUAAUUGUUGUUCACCGAUACAUAUGAUAUUGGAAUAAGGUCUAAAAAACUGAAGGUACUACGGUAUGACCAAGCAGAGCCUUAUCCGGCUAUAAGGCUUACUAUAUAAUUUUCCUUGAAAUAAAUUAAAUACAUACUAUAUUGUAAUAAGGUCUGAAAAUUUGAAAUUAUCAGCAGUUUUUUAUUUUAUUUUAUUGAGUCGACAAUAUUCAUUUGCUAUACCGAGUGGGUAAUGAGCAUCAAAAUGAU